UCUCAGGGCAGGUUCUGCUCGGGGAUUUCUGUCAUGCGCGUGUCUGUGUUUAUUUACCGAACUUUUACAAGAAUUUACUGAAUUUAAGUGAAUUAAAUUGAAUGAAUGUGAAUUAAAGUGGAGAUGAUGGAGGAAGAGAAUCAGCUUGCGGAACACUUUAACCGGUCUUUGAAUGUCAGUGAUGCAGAAAGGGAGGAGAAAUAUAACAGAUUCAGGCAACAGGGGAAGGAGGCGGCUCAGCAAGGCGAUCUUGAACUUUCUCUCCGUUUUUUCCGCCAAGCAUUUGAUCUGCGGCCAAGUGACAAAAUGCGGAGUCGAAUCCAGCGACUAGAGGAAGCCAUAAAGGAACUGAACCUAUCAGAGGAGGAGGAGGAGUUUGUAGAUGUUUUCGGCUGUGGCUUGAUGAUGUAUAAAGGACUUUAUGAGCAGCUUUAUGAGCACCAGAAAGAGGGCGUGGCCUUCCUGUACAGCCUGCACAGGGACGGGCGGGGCGGUGGCAUCCUCGCCGACGACAUGGGCCUGGGCAAGACGGUGCAAAUCAUCAGCUUUCUGUCAGCUAUGUAUGAUUCCGAGCUGAUCGGUCACACGCUUCUCGUCAUGCCCACCUCCCUCAUCAAGAACUGGCUGAGUGAAUUUAAGCGUUGGACACCUGGUCUACGUGUCAAAGAGUUUCACGGCACCAGCAAAACGGAGCGCAGCCGGAACCUGGAGCGAAUCCAACGAGGGAGUGGAGCCAUCAUUACCACCUAUCAAAUGCUGAUUAAUAACUGGCAGCAGCUGGCAUCGUUCGGAGGGCGAGAGUUCUUCUGGGAUUACAUCAUCCUCGAUGAAGCACACAAGAUUAAAAGCUCAUCAACAAAGACUGCGAAGAGUGUGAGUGCAGUGCCGGCACGCCACCGCCUCCUUCUCACCGGCACGCCGGUUCAGAACAACCUGCGGGAGAUGUGGGCACUGUUCGACUUUGCCUGCCAGGGUGCAUUACUGGGCAGCGCUAAGACCUUUAAAACCGAGUACGAGAACCCGAUCACACGGGCUCGGGAGAAAGACGCAACACCUGGAGAGAAAGCUCUAGGGCUAAAAAUCUCACAGAACCUCACAGAGCUUAUCAAACCGUACUUCCUGCGAAGGACCAAAGCUGAGGUACAGAACAGGAAGCAGCUUGAACCCAGAGCUGAAGAGGAAGAUCCAAAACAGGAAGUGCAGGAUCAGAAGAGCACUAGAGUGAAUGAGAUUCCAUCUCUAACACGUAAGACAGAUCUGAUUGUGUGGACGUACCUGAGUGAAGUUCAGGAGGACAUCUACAGACAAUUCAUCUCUCUGGACCACAUCAAGCAGCUACUGACCACCACACGCUCGCCACUCGCAGAGCUCACGGUGCUCAAAAAGCUCUGUGACCAUCCCAGACUGCUCUCUGCCCGAGCCGUUACUCAGCUAGGAUUUGGGGCGGGACAAGGUGACUUACAUGAGGAUGAUGGCCAGUCAUCUGCGAGCAGCAUCAUGGGCGUGUCUGACGAGACGCUGAUCAGCGAGUCGGGAAAGCUGCGUUUCCUGCUGAGUCUAAUGGAGAGUCUGAGAGAUGAGGGCAAGCGCACUCUUGUCUUCUCCCAGUCCAGGAAGAUGCUGGACAUCAUCGAACGUGUGCUUACCAACAGGAAGUUCCGUUUGCUGCGUGUGGAUGGCACCAUCACACAACUGGCUGAGAGAGAAAGACGCAUUGCUCUUUUUCAGACAGAUGCACGGUACUCUGUCUUUUUGCUGACCACACAGGUGGGCGGAGUUGGCCUCACUCUCACUGCUGCUAACAGAGUGGUGAUCUUCGACCCCAGCUGGAACCCUGCCACAGACGCACAGGCAGUAGACCGAGCGUACCGUAUCGGGCAGACGCAUGAUGUCAUCAUCUACAGAAUCAUCACCUGUGGAAGUAUAGAGGAGAAGAUUUACAGACGACAGGUGUUUAAGGACUCUCUGAUCCGCCAGACCACGGGCGAUAAGAAGAACCCAUUUCGAUACUUCACUAAGCAGGAGCUGAAGGAGCUCUUCACCCUGGAGGACACACACUCAUCCUCCACGCAGCUGCAGCUGCAGUCACUCCACUCAUCUGUGUGUCACACUGACCCCGAGCUGCAGGGUCACAUCUCUGUUCUGAAGGGCAUGAAUGUGUUCGGUGUGUCCCGUCAUGACCUUCUGUUCUCUAAUGAGGAGGAUGAAGAUACUCUGCAUGACGAGGAGACCCACUACAUUGAGCAGCGUGUACAGAAAGCGCAGGAGCUUGUCCGGGCCGAGUCCCAGCUGCACAGCCUCAUGACGGACAGCGUCAAUCAAAACACAGAACCCGCCUGGCUCCGGCUGUCACGGCAACAGGGCCCGGACCCACCCAAGGCAAUGGGUGAUGGUAAAACAACGCCCCCAUCCGAUAACCUUGGCCCACCUGCUGUAGUGGAUCUCGCCCAAUCAGGAUCAGAUGAGCUGGAAAUGAUGAGCAUGGAUGGAGGAAUACAGGUGAAGGACGAGUGUGUGAUAGAUUUAUCUAUGCAGGUGACAGAGGAUGUUGAACAAGUAUUUAAGAGCAUAAAUGAAGAGCAAAGUUUAAUCAUUGAGGAGCGAUCUGAUCACAGACACACUCCCUCGAGUCAGAUCAUACACAUCUCUCCCUUAAAGCAAUCAGAUUCAUCUGCAGCUCUGAGAGGGACAGAGUCAGUGACACCUGAAGCAGACGUGCCAUUGGGUUCACAUGAAGCCUGUGCUGAGGCUGACUCUGAUGUAUCUAAAGCUCUUCUGGGGGUGGGAUUAGAUACAUCUAUAGAUUCAAAAGCAGAGUCUGAUUUGUCCAAAUCAGUGGUCGGAUCUGAAUCUGAUUCAAAAGAGCUGAUAGCGUUAGAGUCUUUCCAAGGGAACUUUAACCUGAAGCUGGAAGACAGUGCAGAGCUGCUGUCAGAGGACAAAGAGGGGGACAUGGAUCAGGAAGAAGUGGAGCUAAGUACACUGGGUGAAGACUUUCAGCUGCAGAUGGAUGACUCUAGAGAGAAGAUAGGUGAGAACAUCUAUGAUGGUGUGAGACAGAAGUCAGGAGAUGAGUCCCUUCUUUUGCCCGUUAAAAAGAAAAAACUGCGAGUCAUCUAUGAUAGUGAAGAAGAGGGGCAUGAAGAAGAGGAGGUGGAGAAACCUGUUUUGGCUAGCAGUCCAUUAGCUGGCAGCUUCAUGGGCCUUGGAUCUUCCACACCCAAAUCUAUGCUGAAUAACAAUAACAACCGCAGAUGCAGCAUGAACAUAUCAAUUGCAUCACGGCGAUCUCUAGUAGAGUCACUGCUGCAAGACAUGGAGGAGGAGGAGGAGGAGGAGAAUGAGACAGAUGAGGGGAGGGAGCCAGAGGAUGAGGCAGAGGAGGAGGGCAGCUCUGAAGGGGUCAUGCGUAGCCAAGCAUCUGAAGCCAGUGGAACUUAUGAUGAUGAAUCAGUGUUGAAGGAGCUAGAGCCUAGUGGAGAAACACUAAAUUCAGUACACAUGAGUGAGGAGGAAGAAGAAGAGUGUGAGGAGGAGGAGGAGUGUAAGCAGGAAGAGUGUGAGGAGGAGUGUGACGAGGAAGAGUGUGAGGAGGAGUGUGACGAGGAGUGUGACGAGGAGGAGUGUGAGGAGGAGUGUAAGGAGGAAGAGGAGGAGUGUGAUGAGGAAAAGUGUGAGGAGGAAGAGGAGGAGUGUGAUGAGGAGGAGUGUAAGGAGGAAGAAGAGGAGUGUGACGAGGAGGAGUGUGACGAGGAAGAGUGUGACGAGGAAGAGUGUGACGAGGAAGAGUGUGACGAGGAAGAGUGUGACGAGGAAGAGUGUGAGGAGUGUGACGAGGAAGAGGAGUGUGACGAGGAAGAGUGUGAGGAAGAGGAGGAGUGUAAGGAGGAAGAGGAAGGUGAUAUAGUAAAGGGUUUCAUUGAUGAAUCCACUGAUGUUGAACUAACCUCUAGUGAAGUACUGGAUCAGUGUGCACCCUCUGAAGUGCAAAGACCAAAUGAUGUGGAACAUCUGGAGGAAACAUUCAACACGCUGGUGCAUUCUGGGAAAUGUUGUUUGGCUGAGGGGAGGAAACAGGAAGCAUUGGAUUUUUUUCUGAAGGCCAUUGACAUUAAUACUGGAGACAGUGAGAUACAACUGCUCAUCAUCCAACUAUACAGACAUCUGAGUCAGUGACACCCCCCCCCCCCACACCUGCUCAUGAGUCUGUGUAUGAGUGUGUAUGAGUGUAUGUGUAUGAAUAUCGUGUCAUUAGUCUGACAAACACAUACAUAAGUAGCUGAUUUUUUUUUUCUUUUUCAACUAUUUGUAUAACAUUUGAAUAAAAAAUGGAACUUAUUUAAUAGCGUUGUAUUGCAGCUUUGCUAAAAGAAGAGAGUGUGUGUGUGUUUGUGAUAGCAUGAUUUAUUCUAUCGUUUCAUGACUUCUGUAGAGACAGAGCUAGAUUUGAGGAAUUUUGUAUGAGAAAUUGUGUAGAUUAAUGUGAGCACAUUAGUGCUCCUAAGCUCUGGACGUAAGUGGACAUAAUCUCUAAUCCCUUUAUCUACAUCAAAUGCAUACAACACCAAUUUAUCAAAUUUCUAUUAAACAUUUCUGCCCUAAUUUAUGUACAUGUUCAUCCAACAAAGCAAAGAGUUCAGCAAACUUUAAAAGUUCAAUUCUU
This is a messenger RNA of Hemibagrus wyckioides, 4663 nucleotides long. It is a transcript of the gene ercc6l, whose product is annotated as excision repair cross-complementation group 6-like. The record is from RefSeq and is a predicted model, not a curated record. Gene Ontology annotation, molecular function: DNA translocase activity; ATP-dependent chromatin remodeler activity; ATP binding. The coding region runs from base 124 to 4176 and encodes 1350 amino acids. NCBI's taxonomy places the organism in Eukaryota, Metazoa, Chordata, Actinopteri, Siluriformes, Bagridae. The transcript has 4 exons.